UCUGCCGUCGACUCUUUUUCUUCUGUCGCGCUCCGCCGCCGGUGACUGUCUUCGGUGUUUGAUGUAGACUGAACGAGAGAAGGAUGUGGUCUUUCUUUGCAAGGGAUCCUGUUAAAGACUUUAACUAUGAAAUUUUACCGGAAAAUCAAGAUAAAUCGGGUAUAUGGACUCUUCAUCGAGGAAAACGCAAGACAACUGGAGAACCAGUGUCUGUCUUUUUGUACGAAGUGGCCCAGGGAACAGAGGAGCAGACACAAUUGGCCAAAGCAGCUUUCAAACGCAUGAAGACGCUGAGACAUCCCAACAUCCUGUCCUAUGUAGAUGGAUUGGAGACGGAUAAAAGCUUGUAUUUGGUCACAGAGCCAAUUACCCCCCUUGCUACACACUUGAAAGCUCGGGCAGAGGGUGGGGGCUCAGGGGAGCUGGAGAUUUCCUGGGGCCUUCAUCAGAUUGUGAAAGCACUGAGUUUUUUAGUGAAUGACUGUCAUCUUCUCCAUAAUAACCUUGGGAUGUGGGCGAUAUUUGUGGACCGAGCGGGUGAAUGGAAACUAGGAGGGUUGGAUCACGUGACCUCGGACCAAGGUGAACCCUCGUCCUUACCUCCGGCCAAAGUGGUGAACCCUGACUUGGAGAAGUAUGACCCCCCAGAGAGCCCCAACAGUGGAGGAGAGAAAUGGUCAGGUGAUGUGUGGAGGCUGGGUUGUCUAAUUUGGGAAGUGUUUAAUGGACCUCUCCCUCGUGCCUCAUCUCUACGAUCUCUCGGCAAGAUCCCAAAGCAGCUGGUACCACAUUAUUGUGAGCUGGUAGGGGCAAACCCAAAGGCUCGGCCAAAUCCGGCCCGCUUCCUGCAGAAUUGUCGCUCUCCUGGAGGCUUUCUAAGCAACAGCUUUGUGGAGAGUAACCUCUUUCUGGAACAGAUACAGAUUAAGGAGCCAGCAGAGAAACAACAGUUUUUUCAGGAUCUGAGUGAUAAUCUGGACUCUUUCCCUGAAGAUUUCUGCAAACACAAAGUUCUGCCUCAGCUUCUCACAGCCUUUGAGUUUGGCAAUGCUGGUGCAGUUGUUCUCACACCACUCUUUAAGGUGGGAAAGUAUUUGUCUGCUGAAGAAUAUCAACAGAAAAUCAUCCCGGUCAUAGUGAAGAUGUUCUCCUCUACUGAUCGAGCGAUGAGGAUACGACUUCUGCAGCAGAUGGAGCAGUUUAUUCAGUAUUUGAAUGAGGCAGCAGUCAAUUCUCAAAUCUUUCCUCAUGUAGUUCAUGGCUUCACGGACACAAACCCAGCCAUUAGGGAACAAACCGUCAAGUCUAUGCUUCUAUUAGCUCCUAAGCUGAACGAAACCAACCUGAAUCAGGAGUUGAUGCGGCACUUUGCAAGACUGCAGUCUAGAGAUGAUCAGGGUCCUAUCCGCUGCAACACCACUGUUUGCCUGGGCAAGAUUGCCCCCUAUCUUAAUGCUGGGAUGCGCCAACGGGUGUUGACUUCCGCGUUUUCCCGAGCCACUAAAGACCCCUUCCCCGCAUCACGGGCAGCUGGCGUGCUGGGCUUUGCUGCCACAAAUCAUUAUUAUAGUGUGAGUGAAUGUGCCACACGCAUCCUGCCCACCCUCUGCCCACUCACCGUGGACCCUGACAAGAACGUCCGAGACCAGGCGUUUAAAGCCAUUAAGAGUUUUCUGAGUAAGCUGGAGACAGUUUCUGAUGACCCAUCUAAACUAGCUGAAAUAGAAAAGGAUGUGACUGCGUCUGCACAGGCCGGUGGUUCAGCAGCGACAUGGGCAGGCUGGGCAGUGACGGGCGUCUCCUCUCUCACUUCCAAACUCAUCCGCAAUGCACCAGCGGGCAGUGAAGGCGCAGCAGCUGGUAACGCUUCCACUCCACAGCCUUCAGCCGCUACAGGUGCAACAAAUGCAGCAGGCUCAGACACAAAGGCGCUCACUCCCAGUGCACCUACAUCAUCUACUCUUACUAAUCAGUCCGAAGCUGCAAAAGAGGCAGAGGAAGCAGUUGGAGAUCGGUGGGACGAUGAAGACUGGGGAAGCCUUGAGGAUCCUGAGAAAGCACAGACAGACCCAGAUGACUGGAACUCCGAUUGGUCCACCAUGUCUUCAACCCAGAAAAAAAGCAGUGUGGGUAGGACUUCCUCUGGAGCUAUGAAAAAGCAGAGUUCUGACUGGAGCAGUUCUGGCUGGGAUGCUGAUGACAGCUGGUCCAAUGAGAAGGACGCAGAUGGACAAGGUCAGAGUUCACCGGCUGACGAGGGAUGGGGUAACGACUGGGAUGAUGAUGGGGCUCUUGCAGAGAGCUUCACCCCAACACCACGGAAUACUACUCCCUCCUCUUCCUCAGCUUUCAUCCCUAAGAGUGCCAGUGCGAGCUCUGGACAGGAAGCUGUGCGACUGGCCAGUGACUAUAACUGGGACAGUGCAGGUGGGAAAGGGACAACAUCUGACCUGCUCUCCAGCAUAUCCCAGAGGGCCAGCCCUGCUGCUGCUUCUAUGAAGGCUGAUGAUGGCUGGGGAGCGAAUGCUGCAGGUGACUGGGGAACGGAGGAGAACUGGGAGUCACUGGAUGGUGAUCAGGGUCUUAGUAAGGCCGAGUUAGCCAAGAAGAAGCGUGAGGAAAGGAGGCGAGAGCUGGAGGCCAAGAGGGCAGAGCGGAAGGCAGCCAAAGGCCCUCUCAAACUGGGAGCACGCAAGCUGGACUGAGAAAGGAAGCAUCCAGAACAGAGGCGUGGCAAAGCUGAGGGCCCUGAUGCAUCGGCAGAAGGUCAUUGGUCAGUGCUUGAUCUUAAGGAAACAUUCCAUGAUCCAUGAUAGUGGAGUCGGAGGAAUCGGAGCUGUCUUUUCAUUGGUUGUUGGAUGGGGCGGGGUGAAAGUGACAUCAUAGUCACCCGUCACCUAGAUAUGUUUGAGUAAGGGACAACACAGCCUAAACUACGAUAUUUAUAUCGCCUCUGCUAAUAGAAUCAUACCAUGGUCCUUUUUAUACUGAUUACAGUAUCAGUUUAUCAUGUGCAUGGACACAUUUGCUGGAGAAUGGCACUGAGAGUCAGACUUUUUUUUUAUAUUAAAAAAAUGUGUACUUCAACCUAGAUAUUGUAGUAUGUGUGUAUGUUGAAUAUACACUUAAUACUGAACGCUUGAACCUUGAGAGAAAAUCUGUUGGAUGAGAGAGACUCAAAGUGCUUCUGCAGAUAAAACCCUGUCACACAAUCACUGUCCCAGGCAGACCUGCAUAAUUCCAGUGCUUGCAUGAACAUCAUUAUAUGUUACGAAAAACAAGACAAAUUAACCAUGACAACCUCCACGUGCUCUUGCAGGGCUUACGACAAUGUAAGGUGAGGGGUGUUCCUUCUAUUUUUGCUUUGUGCCUUCUUUUUCCUUUCCUUUUCCUUUUGGUAGAAGUACUGUAUGAUAUGGGCUGGGAGGCAUUAAGAUGUUGAAUGAUACACAUUUUCCCUUUUUUAAUAUUAUUUUAUGACAUGCCUUUGGUCUGAAUGUUGGUUUUUAUGAUCUGGUGCAAUAUCUUGAGGAGGGUGAAUCAUGUAUUAUGUGCACUCUUGAAAGUACAACCUUAAGAAAUAAUAGUGAUGAUAAUAAAAAUGGAAGGGAGCUUGCCUCCCCAGACGUAC
Molecule: messenger RNA, 3631 nt
Organism: Colossoma macropomum (tambaqui)
Lineage: Eukaryota; Metazoa; Chordata; Actinopteri; Characiformes; Serrasalmidae
Gene: scyl1
Product: SCY1-like, kinase-like 1
Exons: 18
Coding region: 84-2705 (873 amino acids)
Biological process (GO): protein phosphorylation
Molecular function (GO): ATP binding; protein kinase activity; protein binding
Source: RefSeq, a predicted model, not a curated record